Ipomoea triloba (trilobed morning glory) is the source of this 2374-nucleotide messenger RNA. Its product is annotated as TPR repeat-containing thioredoxin TTL4-like. Bases 313 to 2067 code for a protein of 584 amino acids. Gene Ontology annotation, cellular component: cytoplasm. Gene Ontology annotation, molecular function: protein binding. The record is from RefSeq and is a predicted model, not a curated record. Lineage: Eukaryota; Viridiplantae; Streptophyta; Magnoliopsida; Solanales; Convolvulaceae. The transcript has 5 exons.
UUAGCCACUCCAAGACUUUUCACAUCUCCCUUGGGGGGUGGAGACAAAAUUGUCCAUUCCCUACAACUCAUCUCCUUCCACCUCUGUCUAUUUUCAACAACAUGAAUUGAACAAGUCAUUGUACAUUAAAAACAAUAAUUGAUUGCUGUUGUUCAUUCGUAGGAAUGGUUUGUUGUUUCUUUUGUGCAUAAGAAGCUUCCUUUUCCUCUAUAGUCGUUUUCAUACAAAUCUGAUUUCCAUGCAACCAAUUUGAAAGCAUUCCCAUUAUUUCCUCUCUGUUUCUUGAUUUUCCGACAAAGAGGCCGGAGAGAUAUGGCGGGUGGGUCGCCGGAAAAAAUGGCGGGUUGCGGCCUAUUUAAUGCGGUUUUCGGCCGCCGGAGCGUUCCCCGGAGAUCAACCUCCACCGGCUCACUCCCCGUCGAUAAGGACCACCACCAUUGCCCCACCAAUCUCGCCAGAGCUCCGAGCACCCCGAGCCUUGCCCGUUUCCGGGGAAGCUCCGACGAGCGGUCCAUAUUGGAAAUCGCCACCCCGGACGGCGAGUUUCCGGUGAAAAAUCCCCGUCCUGCCCCUAGGGCGUCACAGAACCAGAAAACACAACAACAAAGAGGUCACAACAAUGGCAAUAAGAAUAAUCCGGGAAGAAAGGCGGCCGAGGAAAUCUCCGACGAGCUGGAAACCAUGCUUGCCGAUCACCAAGGAACAAAGGGCGAAACCAAAUUGCUCCGAGCCUCGUCCAACAACUUCAUGCUGUAUGGAAAUCUGGGCAAUUUACGACAACCUGGGAACAACAAUAAUCCGGUCGAAAACGUCGUUGAUCAUCUCCCAAGAACCGCCAAGGAAGAACAACAAAAAACUCGGAACGGGAAAUACGCGACAAGCGUGAUGGGAAACGUGGUGAAAAUGAACGGAGAGAAGGCUGCGGCUGAGCCGUCUCUGUGCAGAGCCAUUUCGACGAGAAUGGAUCCUGAGCAGUUGAAGAUUUUGGGCAAUGAAGAUUACAAGAACGGAAGAUUCGCAGAAGCUUUGGCUUUGUACGAUGCCGCCAUCUCCAUUGAUCCAAACAAGGCCUCUUAUCGCAGCAACAAAAGCGCUGCACUUUCCGCUCUGGGAAGGCUUCUUGAAGCUGUUUUUGAAUGCAGAGAAGCCAUUCGCAUUGAACCCUCUUAUCACAGAGCUCACAACCGUCUCGCAACUCUUUAUGUCAGGUUAGGAGAGGCAGAAAAGGCUAUGUAUCAUUAUAAACAAGCAGGGCAUGAAGCUGAUCCUGAUGUUAUAACCAAAGCAAAAAAUCUUCAACUUCAUCUCAAUCGGUGCACUGAGGCCAAAAAGCACAGAGAUUGGAACACACUCUUGAAAGAAUCCGACCUGGCCAUAUCGGCUGGGGCGGAUUCUGCACCACAGAUAUUUGGUUUGAAAGCGGAGUCAUUGAUGAAGCUGCAUAGGUUCGAGGAAGCCGAUGAAGCCAUGAAAAAAGGUCCGAAUUUUGACGUUGAUGAAUGCACAAAAUUUCUGGGGCCGAUUGGGAAUGCGAGUUUGCUAAUCGUACAAGCUCAAGUCGACAUGGGCGCCGGCAGGGUGGAGGAGGCGGCGGCGGCGGCGCAGAGAGCGAGCCAGCUGGACGCGAACAGCAAGGAGGUGGGCACGGUGGCGCGUAGAACACGGGCCGUGGCGGCGGCUAGAUUAAACGGUAAUGAAUUGUUUAAGGCGGGAAGGUUUUCAGAGGCGAGUGUGGCUUAUGGAGAAGGACUGGAACAUGAUCCCUAUAAUGCCGUCUUGUUGUGCAACCGCGCUGCCUGCCGGACGAAAUUGGGACAGUACGAGAAAGCGUUGGAGGAUUGCAACGCCGCCGUCAACCUCCGGCCGUCGUUCACCAAGGCUAGGUUAAGGAGAUCCGACUGUCUCUUUAAGAUGGGAAAAUGGGAAGCAUGCAUGCAAGAAUGCGAGGUGUUGAUGAAAGAGACACCAGACAAUGAAGAGAUUGGGAAGAUGAUGAAGGAAGCUCAGCUUCUGCUUAGAAAACACCAUGAAAAUGGUAGCAGAGAGGGCGAGAGAUCUAAGUGUUGAAGAAGACUGGAAGUUCGUUGUUGAUUCUUGCAGGGAAAAGGACAAACUGGAGCAGAAAGAUGGGGACGACGACAGAGGAAUAAGAAUGGAUUCCUGGAAUGGAAUGAAGCAGUAAUCAAGAAUUGCAGUGUCAUUGUUCAUGUUGUGGUGCUUCAUUUUCUUAGAUUGAGAUGGUUUGGCUAAAUCCCAGGGGAGGUUUAGUGAUGAGUUCUUGUUUGUAUUGGAUGAUUUGUUAAACAAAUUUUGUGGUGAAUAUGAAUUUAAAUUAACCAAAUUAUAUAAUACAAUAUCAUUUUUGGUAAACAUA